Molecule: messenger RNA, 1920 nt
Organism: Kwoniella botswanensis
Lineage: Eukaryota; Fungi; Basidiomycota; Tremellomycetes; Tremellales; Cryptococcaceae
Exons: 3
Coding region: 1-1920 (639 amino acids)
Source: RefSeq, a predicted model, not a curated record
AUGAAAGAACCAGAGAGACACACCGAGGGAUGGUCCCGUGAGACCCCACCUCAUUUAUCAACCCCCAAGAUUGUCUCUCCUGCCAAGGUCCAAACUAAAUCAGGCGGUUCAUCGAAUGCACCUCCUAUUCCUAUGCGUCAACACGCUUAUAACACCCCUCGUUUCUAUUCCCCAAAGUAUCAAAAUAUUCGGUAUCAUCAACCUAAUCAUUCGAAUCAAGGGCAAGUUCAAAUCCCCCGAUUCAUCCCUCAAGCUCAUUCGAAUAUUCAGUCCCCGAGACCGCGUAAACUUCCUGAAUUUUUCAAAGAAUCACUAUUGAUUGUUGAUGAUGACCCGAACCCUCCGAAAGGCAUCACGGCAGAUGGAAGUUGGAAAUCGAGACCGGUCAGAAUUCAAGAUCCUUCUUUGAAGUCGGUCAACCGAAGCAGACCACAGGCGAUACCAUAUGAAGCACAACAUUCUCCCUCGUCCCUGCCGAAAAAUCCACAUUCGAACACAGGUCUGAGGAUGCUUCCGCCGAGGCCACACUACAUUCAGCCGGGAAACAGUUCAUAUAACUCAUCUUCAUCACCGCCAUAUUAUUCUGCCACUGGUCCCCCACAGGCUCAAUCGCCUCGUAACAUCCCAAAUUUCAAUACCCCUUCUGAAACCCGACACUUCAUUUCUUCUUCAAAUGCAAAUGCAGGUCCGAGUAUGAAUUUCAACCUCGAACGACCGUUAUUCUCCAGAUCAUAUUCCUCUCAACCAGCUACUUCUGGAGACACCGCAGGUUCAGCACUUCAGACUGGGUACAAUAACUUAGAUUAUCUCCAAUACCUCCAAUUAUCAAGACUAGCAAUAGAAGAUCAAAUCGUCUUCAGAGUCCAUUCGCAAUCUAGCGUAUCCCCUUUGCUUUGGUCAGGAGAUAUGAAAACAUCGGGGUUUUCCGCCACUUCAUCUGUAUUUCAAAGACUUACACCUAGAUCGUAUGAAGCCCUCUUCCGAUCUUAUCAACCUGACGAAAGGAAAGAUAAUGAAGGCUGGCUGACGAGACCUUUGAUGAGAGAAGUAAUGAUAGAUCAUAUACUUUGCAGACCCUCUAAAAAAUUUAUCACUGUUAGGCUCGACUCAAUUUCAGAUAUUUCCAAAAUGGCGAAAGAAUCUGGACGAGAGGGGGAAAGAGAAGAUUAUUGGAUAUCCACUACGAGAUCCGUUGAUUGGGCAAUAUUUGAAAUUGCAAGAAGAUUGAGUAUGUACUUGGUAUCUGGAGCAAGGGAAGGUGAUAAGGAAGUUAGAUUAACCGUGAUCGAUAAGCAUUCAAAUUUAUCCUAUGAUAACGGUAAUGUGGUGAAGGAUAAGAUAAGAGAGAGGACUGUUGAUCCUUAUUUCUGUCUAAGAUCGCACGAGAACAAUAUACUUUCGCCAAGCAAGUUGGAAGCUUCUAUACAUGCUCGUCAAAAGACCAAAGAGAGUUAUGAGCUUUUAUACUGGGGUAGAAUAUUUGGUGAGAAUAUCCAACAAGAUUUGGUAUUCAACACAGAAUAUCUCCCUUUCAAAUUACCAUCAAAAUUCUGGAAACCCCCUUCAGCCAUCAGCCCCUCGUUACCAGGAUGGUUAGGUAGACUGAGGUGGAAUCCAAUCAAGGACCAUUGGCACUCUGCGGUCAGAUGUCUAAGAAAUAAGAUUUACCCUACUACCAAAUGGGACAAGCAAACUGUUCACGAUCUGGGUUCUACGUGGCCUCCUGCUACUAGUCCCGAUGCGACUCGUCAUCGGUCACAGAAGGAUGCUAUAGGGGCCAAAAGUGACCCGAUGCUGAAGGUCGUAUCGGAUACAGAGGCAGAUACGGAUCAAUUCGGUUCUUCUCGGUCGGGAGAGAUAUCCCUCAGUGGAAGUCGAAAUAAGGGAUCAAAGGAGGCGGUGGUAGAUUUCAUGGCGUAA